UCCUCACAGGUGCAGCUGUUCUCUCUUCUGCCCUCUCUUCCCCAUCCCUCAGAAUAGCUCUUCGUGUUUGUCCAAGUCGACAAAGAGGCUGGACACUUAUACACACGCACACUCAUAUACACAUCCAACCAACUGCUAGUCAGCUGCCACCAUUCGCUGUAGACCGGCAGCCCUGCGUGACUGAAACCGCCCAGUCUUGGAUUUCCUCGAGGGAGAUCGCGGAUAUCGUCACUGCCAACCAUGUCUCUGGCCGGCCAGACCAUCCCCGUUAGGGAGUCGGCACAUUCCACCCGCGGAGAGGUUGUUGCUUCCUCCACAGCAGACCAGCAACAGUCGCAAAGGACAUCUUAUAGAGAUUCGCUCCCCAACGCACCACGACCUCCUGUUUACGACGACGCCUUCAACGAGAACGAGACAGCCAAGAUGUACGGCGAAUAUUACGAAGCAAUGACGACGGGUCCGUCCCCCAAGAAGAACCAACACACGCCGCAACAACACCAGCAAGCACCUGCCUUGCCGGCCAAGAGCUCACUGCGAGCUUCGAGGCUCCUCGAUGGCAUGGCUCUCAAGAUUGUCACAAACCAACCCACACAGGCCGCCCCCCAAGAGAUCUACCUCUCCUCAGAAGAGGAGGCUUCUUCCUCGGCCGAUGAGUUUUCAGACUAUGACUACGAAUCGGAGAGCGCCGAGUCGGCAGACUCGCCCGUCCGGAAGAGCCACGAAGACAUGGCACGCGUUGUGUCGGUCGUCUAUGCCGGGAAGCCUUCCAUCAUCGACCUCCCCUCUACCAGAAGGUCGGCCACUCCCGAGUCGAUGGAGUCCCGGCCUCUGAGUCGCCUGGUCACGUCGGCAACGGAACCCUCGUUGCGGAGGAUGUCGACCUCGUCCACCAGCGGUGCAUCCUUCUCCCCCGUCUACCACCCGCCCCGGUCCAGCAGCAUGAUGAUUACCAGCAGCAUGCUCCCCAAGGAGAAGCCGGCGUUCCUGAGCAUCGACCCUUAUGCCAGCAAGGCCUAUGACGAGCGGGCGGAGGAGCCUCAGGCGGAAGUUGAGCGGUCCGAGAGGCCCAAGACGCCUACCUCGCAGCUUUUCAAGAGGACGCUGAGCAUCGUGCGCAAGCGCAGCCGGCCGCAGCUCAGAGACCUCGCCGCCAACAACUCUUCGCGAGACCGUCUCUCCUCGCCAUCCCUGGGCCACCUGCCACUGUCGGCCAACUCAGACACGAGAGAAGAGUUGGAGAAGACACCCAGCAGCCCCUGGUCCGCCGUCAGUUACCACGACAUCAUGCGGGCGGCCAAGAAGAACUCGCAGAACCAGCCCGCUACCCCGUCGACUCCCGUUGCGCAAUCGCCCAGCUCACCGGCGGGCAACACGAGGAGUCGGAUCCUUAGCGGCCUCACCAACCGGAGGAAGAGCAUCAAGAUCGGCUAGUCGCUGAACAGCAACCAAACAAAAAACAAUACGCAGAAAACCAACAAAAACAAACGACCGACGCAUGGCGGGACUCUGUGCUUGAAACACACUUUUGCAUUCGGACUGGGAAUUUGCUUUGCAUGCACGGCGCACCAACGGAGACCGGAAUUACUGGAUCAUGGCGUUUCACACUUGACCCUCAGGUCACGGGCGGCAAUGACUGUCGCAGGUUCGGCCAACACUCCUUUCCUCACAAUUUUCUUAAUUUCCUUUGGCGACAAGGCCGGGGCCUUUCUUAACGACAUGACGAAUUUCUUUUGAGUGUACAGACGGAUCGAGUAAUGUGUAUCUGUAAAGCGGUGGCGGACGCAACCGGGCCAAGACGAAAGGCGGCUGCGCACAAUGGAUUGUAUUGUGGUGGCAUGUACCAAAAAAAGGGACGGCGCUCUUGGAAAAGACGGCCAAUCCGGCUCCCGCGAGACAUUGGGAGGCGCGGAGCUAGUUAGACAUCAAAUCAAAGAUACCAACAAGUUCAAUUUGCU
Messenger RNA from Colletotrichum destructivum, 1955 nucleotides. RefSeq lists its product as uncharacterized. The record is from RefSeq and is a predicted model, not a curated record. NCBI's taxonomy places the organism in Eukaryota, Fungi, Ascomycota, Sordariomycetes, Glomerellales, Glomerellaceae. Bases 241 to 1431 code for a protein of 396 amino acids. The transcript has a single exon.